CCUGACAGGGUUCGACCCGUCGAAGCCGGAUAUGAUGACCUUCAGCGCAACAAAAUGAGGGCGGUUACACGAUUGUGCUGCCACCUCCCUCCCUACUUCACUCUCUCGAGGAAAUUCAAUAGCCCUCAGUAUCACUCAUAUUAUUAUACUCCAUCAAAUUAUAGUGAGAAAAUCAAACGAUUCUCACUCGCAGGCUCAUCUACAAAUUCAGUAAUGGCUUCUGCUGCUAAAAAGGUUUUGGUUCCGGUGGCCAACGGGACGGAGCCGAUUGAGGCAGUUGUGCAAAUUGACAUACUGAGGAGGGCUGGAGCCGAGGUCAUAGUGGCUUCAGUGGAGAAGGAGCUCCUGGUCGACGCCCUACACGGAGUCAAAAUCAUAGCCGAUACACUCAUUUCUGACUGUGCCGAUAUCGAGUUUGAUCUCCUUUCUCUUCCUGGAGGGAUGCCUGGUGCGGCUGCGCUUAGAGACUGCAAAACUUUGGAAAGCAUCUUUAAAAAACAGGCAGAAAGCAAACAAUUAUAUGCUGCAAUAUGUGCCUCUCCGGCUGUUGCACUUGGAUCGUGGGGACUGUUGAAGGGGAUUAAGGCAACUUGUUACCCAUCAUUCAUGGAACUACUUUCAUCAUCUGCAAAUGCUGUUGAAUCUAGAGUGCAGUUGGAUGGAAAUGUUAUCACGAGUCGUGGACCAGGAACUGUCAUGGAGUAUGCUGUUGCACUGGUUGAGAAAUUGUAUGGAAAGGAGAAAGCCAAUGAAGUUUCAGGUCCACUGGUAAUGCGCUCUAAUCACAACGACGAAUAUACAUUUGCUGAACUCAAUUCAGUAAAUUGGGCAGUGACCAAUAACCCACAGAUACUGGUACCCAUUGCCAAUGGAUCUGAAGAGAUGGAAGCACUUAUAAUUGUUGAUGUACUUCGACGAGCUAAAGCUCAAGUAGUAGUUGCAUCUGUUGAAGAUACUCUAGAAAUUGUUGCUUCUAGGAAAGUGAGACUCGUUGCUGAUUUACUGCUUGAGGAUGCUGCUAAGAGUACAUAUGAUCUCAUUGUCUUGCCUGGUGGUCUUGGCGGUGCCGAGGCAUUUGCAAACUCAGAGAAACUGGUGAACAUGUUGAAAACCCAAAGAGAAUCAAACAAACCGUACGGAGCCAUAUGCGCUUCUCCUGCCUUAGUCCUUGAACCACAUGGCUUGCUCAAGGGCAAAAAAGCUACCUCUUUUCCAGCAAUGUGCAAUAAGCUCUCAGAUCCAAGCAAAGCAGAAAACAGGGUGAUAGUUGACGGUACUCUGAUCACAAGCAGAGGGCCAGGGACUACAAUGGAAUUUGCACUAGCCAUUGUGGAAAAGUUAUUUGGGCGCAGCAAAGCUCUAGACCUUGCCAAGGGGAUGGUUUUUGUACAGCAUUGAGAACUAGUGGUUUUAUGUUGCUCAUGUUUUGUGAGAGCUAAACUACUACAAUCAAACUGAUGAAAUCCAGUUGUGUGCAAUAAAAAGAUACAAAAAUAAACCAAAGAAAUAUUUUGCCAAAUAAAACCAAAAAAUACCCAUAAAAGUGAUAGAACACU
Cuscuta campestris is the source of this 1556-nucleotide messenger RNA. The record is from the annotation of a GenBank genome assembly. NCBI's taxonomy places the organism in Eukaryota, Viridiplantae, Streptophyta, Magnoliopsida, Solanales, Convolvulaceae.